AUGGACCCGCUCUCAGCAUUGAGCCUCGUUGCGAACAUUUUCGCGGUCAUCAGCUUCACUGGCGAGGUUCUCUCAACUGCUAAGCAAAUGAAAGAAAAAGGAACCACUGAACGCCAUGGAGCACUAUUUUUGCUGAGCCAGGAUCUUCAAACAACGGCUGGACGGCUUCGUGAUUCAAUCAAGGAUGCAUCAAGUGAGAUAAAACUCAGACACGAUGGGGCCGACAUGGAAAUAAUUGAACUUGCAUCUAAAGCGGUAACAACGGCGUCACACGUCGUAAACCUCAUGGAAAAGGUCCGACCAAAGGACUCGGGGAUAUUUAAUGUCAUCAAGAAGACGGGGAUUGCCCUAUUACGGAGACGCGAGAUCGAUGAAGCAGAGCAGAGACUAAAGGACAUCCGUGACCAGCUUAACUUCCGCAUCAUAGUCAGCCUGAGGGACAAAUUGGACGUACAGUCGACUUUGAGCAGCAAGGCAUUCAUGGCUUUGGAUAAACAGACAAGAGAUAUCACGGAGAAGCUGCUGGAGAGCCAGAUCGGUCUCGAUGCUGUCAUUUCUGCCCAGAAGGACAGCAACCGACUGGCUGAGAGACGACACGAGGAGCUUGUAGCCAAUUUGGGCAAGGCAGAGCCCGAGGAACAAGAUCCUAUUCCUCCCGUUGGACCCGGUUCCAAGAAACUGCUCUGGAAUAUGGACCGCGCAUUCCGAAGUGCGCUGUGGUAUCCGACGAUGGAGGAGCGGCAACAAGGGAUAUGGUUCCCUCACAAAGGUACUCUGGACUGGGUGUUUCAGGGGAGCCCGGCUGAAAAGACAAUUCCUUGGGAUGAUUUCGACCAAUUCGUGAGAAAGGGCUGUGGCAUAUAUUGGAUCACCGGAAAAGCCGGAUCUGGCAAGAGCACACUUAUGAAAUAUAUCAACACGAACUCAAAGCUGGACGAAGCGUUGACUGAGUGGGCGGCAGGACGGAAACUGUUCAAGGCCUCGUCUCUUGUCCUAAAGCUUCUCAGCACCUCACCGAUGAAAUCAGAGCCCGUGUUCUGGCGGGGCCAGGAGCAGAGAUUCUUCACUCAUCUUGGAUCUCGAAACCUCGCAUUAGACACAGAGCGAAUCAAGAUUGCGUUUUCUGAGCGCUUCGAAUCAAUGCAACUGUCAUCCAAGCGGCCAACGUCCUUCGAACCGAGCCGCAAUGAGCUGUUGCUAGCCCUAAACAGGAUAUUUCAACACUUACCAGACGCGCGCUUUUUCCUCUCGAUCGACGGCCUCGAUGAAUACGAUGCUUCGACUACUGAGAUGGCUGAUCUUGCAGAGAUACUCAAGGCAAUUCGCCAGCGGGAAAACGUCAAGGCCGUCAUAUCCAGUCGCCCUUGGGCAGUUUUCGAAGAUGCAUUUUCCGCCAGUCCACGACUGCGGCUUCAUCAGCUCACCCACAAGGAUAUCAGCUUCUACGUGAACGACAAGAUGCAACAUGAUCAGCGGAUGCAGAGGAUUCUAAAGUCUCAUCCAGAGGAGUCAAACGCCCUGAUGGAAGAGAUUGUCGAAGCAUCCGCGGGCGUCUUCCUUUGGGUGCGUCUCGUCGUCCAGAGUCUAGUGGAAGGUCUCAUGAACAGGGACCGUGUUACCGACUUGCAGCUGCGCCUGCGCGAUCUUCCCACUGACUUGGACGAGCUCUACCGGUUGAUGCUCAAGCGGGUGCCGGACACGUACCGGCGCCAGACCUCGAAAUUGUUGGAGCUUGCUUAUUAUGGAACUCGAGAUAGAUGGAACUUGAGCCUGUUCGGACUCUACUUCGCAUUUGAGUUGGACCAGGAGACUUCUAUGGAGAGAAUCCUGCAGAGUCGGUGCUUGGGCUUCGUCGAGGUGGUUCCACUGGACACGACAUGGCUGGCGUAUGGUCCUGACGUACUUGAUACCAGGAGCAAACACACAAGUGCGGUCCGAUUCAUACACCGCUCAGCGGUUGAGUUUCUCCGGUCUGUCUCAACCCCUUUCACUCUUCUUCAGAGACUCCCCAUCUUCGGAUCCUCUCCACGAGCACCGCCCUUUUUCGGUAAAUAUAUUCUUCAGCUGUACAUAUACUAA
Molecule: messenger RNA, 2079 nt
Organism: Diaporthe batatas
Lineage: Eukaryota; Fungi; Ascomycota; Sordariomycetes; Diaporthales; Diaporthaceae
Exons: 3
Coding region: 1-2079 (692 amino acids)
Source: RefSeq, a predicted model, not a curated record